AUGACGGCCGAAGAAAGCCACGCGCAGGCCGAACGCAUCCGCGCCUUCAUGAAGCAAUAUGGCUGGGGGCUAUGGGCGGUGGAAGUGAAAGGCGGCGCGCCCUUUAUCGGUUUUGUCGGGCUGGCGCGGCCGGGCGACGACCUGCCUUGCUCCCCCUGCGUGGAGAUCGGUUGGCGGCUGGCGGCGGCCCACUGGGGCAACGGCUACGCCGCUGAAGCGGCACGCGCUGCGCUGGCGUGUGCCUUCGACAAGCUGCACUUGCCGGAAGUGGUGUCCUUCACCGCCGAAAACAACCAGCCGUCGCGCCGGGUGAUGGAGCGCAUCGGCAUGCACUUUGACGGCGAAACCUUCCUGCACCCGCGCCUGCCGGCGGGGCACCCGCUGCAAAAACAUGUCUUGUACCGCUGA
This is a messenger RNA of Nilaparvata lugens (brown planthopper), 408 nucleotides long. Its product is annotated as acetyltransferase PA3944-like. The coding region runs from base 1 to 408 and encodes 135 amino acids. Gene Ontology annotation, molecular function: acyltransferase activity, transferring groups other than amino-acyl groups. NCBI's taxonomy places the organism in Eukaryota, Metazoa, Arthropoda, Insecta, Hemiptera, Delphacidae. The transcript has a single exon. The record is from RefSeq and is a predicted model, not a curated record.